Gracilinanus agilis (Agile Gracile Mouse Opossum) is the source of this 1759-nucleotide messenger RNA. It is a transcript of the gene YES1, whose product is annotated as YES proto-oncogene 1, Src family tyrosine kinase. Bases 134 to 1759 code for a protein of 541 amino acids. Lineage: Eukaryota; Metazoa; Chordata; Mammalia; Didelphimorphia; Didelphidae. Gene Ontology annotation, biological process: cell surface receptor protein tyrosine kinase signaling pathway; cell differentiation; innate immune response. The transcript has 12 exons. Gene Ontology annotation, cellular component: extrinsic component of cytoplasmic side of plasma membrane. Gene Ontology annotation, molecular function: ATP binding; non-membrane spanning protein tyrosine kinase activity; signaling receptor binding. The record is from RefSeq and is a predicted model, not a curated record.
GAGAGGGAGGUCCCGCUGCCCGUCCGGAUCCCGCGGCUCUAGCCUCCACCUAGCUUUCCUCUCCUCUUCAUCUUCCAACCGUAGCCACCACCGCAGCCGCCACUCAUGUGAGCGGACAAGAGCAGAAUCAGCAAUGGGGUGUGUUAAAAGUAAGGAAGACAAAGAUCCAGCUAUGAAAUAUGGAACCGAAAGCAAUUCAGAGCCUAUUAGUAUAAAUGUUGGUCAUUUUGGAUCAGAACUUACCUUAGGGUGCCAGUCAUCUUCAGUAAAGGGAUCAACUGUUAAUUUUUCCAGUCAUUCCAUGGCACCAUUUGGAGGUUCAGCAGGAAUGACACCUUUUGGAGGUGCUACUUCUGCCUUUUCAUCUAUGCCAAGUCCACAUUCUACUGGUCUAACAGGUGGUGUUACUAUAUUUGUGGCCUUAUAUGAUUAUGAAGCUAGAACUACAGAAGAUCUUUCUUUUAAGAAGAGUGAAAGAUUUCAAAUAAUUAAUAAUACGGAAGGAGACUGGUGGGAAGCAAGAUCUAUAGCUACAGGAAAGACAGGAUAUAUCCCUAGCAAUUAUGUAGCUCCUGCCGACUCCAUUCAGGCAGAAGAAUGGUAUUUUGGCAAAAUGGGCAGAAAAGAUGCUGAGAGACUACUUCUAAAUCCUGGGAACCAACGAGGUAUCUUCUUAGUAAGAGAAAGUGAAACCACCAAAGGUGCUUUUUCCCUUUCUAUUCGUGACUGGGAUGAGAUAAGGGGUGACAAUGUUAAACACUACAAAAUUCGGAAACUUGACAAUGGUGGAUAUUAUAUCACAACCAGAGCACAAUUUGAUACUUUACAAAAACUAGUCAAACACUACACAGAACAUGCUGAUGGCUUGUGCCAUAAGUUAACAACUGUGUGUCCUACUGUGAAACCUCAGACUCAAGGUUUGGCAAAAGAUGCUUGGGAAAUUCCUCGAGAAUCGUUACGUCUAGAAGUUAAGCUAGGACAAGGAUGUUUUGGUGAAGUAUGGAUGGGAACGUGGAAUGGGACGACAAAGGUAGCAAUCAAAACACUAAAGCCUGGUACAAUGAUGCCAGAAGCUUUUCUUCAGGAAGCUCAGAUCAUGAAGAAACUAAGACAUGACAAACUUGUUCCGUUAUAUGCUGUUGUUUCUGAGGAACCAAUUUAUAUUGUCACUGAAUUUAUGUCAAAAGGAAGCUUAUUAGAUUUCCUUAAGGAAGGAGAUGGAAAGCAUUUGAAGCUCCCACAACUGGUCGAUAUGGCAGCACAGAUUGCUGAUGGUAUGGCAUAUAUUGAAAGAAUGAACUAUAUCCACCGAGAUCUUCGAGCAGCUAACAUCCUUGUAGGAGAUAAUCUUGUUUGUAAAAUAGCAGAUUUUGGAUUAGCCAGGCUAAUUGAAGAUAAUGAAUACACUGCAAGACAAGGAGCCAAAUUUCCAAUCAAGUGGACAGCUCCUGAGGCUGCAUUAUAUGGUCGUUUCACAAUUAAAUCUGAUGUUUGGUCAUUUGGAAUUCUACUAACAGAACUUGUAACAAAGGGUAGAGUGCCAUAUCCAGGGAUGGUAAAUCGUGAAGUCUUGGAACAGGUAGAACGGGGAUACAGGAUGCCUUGUCCUCAGGGCUGCCCAGAAUCUCUCCAUGAGCUGAUGAACCUUUGUUGGAAGAAGGAUCCUGAUGAAAGACCAACAUUUGAAUAUAUUCAGUCCUUCUUAGAAGACUACUUUACUGCUACAGAACCACAGUACCAGCCAGGUGACAAUUUAUAA